This is a messenger RNA of Pogoniulus pusillus (Red-fronted tinkerbird), 6606 nucleotides long. It is a transcript of the gene PTEN, whose product is annotated as phosphatase and tensin homolog. Gene Ontology annotation, biological process: negative regulation of cell population proliferation; regulation of phosphatidylinositol 3-kinase/protein kinase B signal transduction; phosphatidylinositol dephosphorylation. Gene Ontology annotation, molecular function: phosphatidylinositol-3,4,5-trisphosphate 3-phosphatase activity; protein tyrosine phosphatase activity. The record is from RefSeq and is a predicted model, not a curated record. Gene Ontology annotation, cellular component: plasma membrane; cytosol; cell projection. The transcript is spliced from 12 exons. NCBI's taxonomy places the organism in Eukaryota, Metazoa, Chordata, Aves, Piciformes, Lybiidae. The coding region runs from base 1 to 2760 and encodes 919 amino acids.
AUGACCUUCCAGCCGCCCGACAGUUGCAAGCGCAGCGGCAAGCAGCGGCCGUUCGCUUUCUUUCCCUCCAGGGUACUCACCCUUCGGGCUGCUCUGACGGACGGGGGCGGCCGGCGCGGGCACAGCUACAGGGGUGCGGAGGAGGGCGGCGCUGGUAGCGGCACCACGGGUCGCAGCUCACAGGCAGUGCGUCCCCAGCCUCUUCCCUCCGGCCGGCUCUCCACCGCCCCACACGAAGGUUCCGCCCGCCGACACAGCCCGGCCCAAGCCUCAUCCGCCCACUCCUGGGCCUCCUCGGCCUUCCCGCCGGCAUGGCGCCUGGACGUGCACGGCACCGAGCUUCCCAGGAAACACACUGAGCCCUCCGGGAAGCAGCAACCGGACCCGGCAGGCCCUGAGGGCAGCAGGUGGCCCACACUCGCCGUCUCUGCCCCGCGGCCGGCGUGGCUGCAGGGGGCAGUAGGUGCUCGCCCAGGACGGUCGCAGCCGCUGCAGCCCCCACGCUACGGGGCGACUGGCCUGGGGAAGGAGGCGGGGAGGCCCCAUCCUCUCGCCCGGGAAUGCCACGAGGGCGUAGAGAGCGGCAAGGGGCCCGGCUCCUAUUCCCCCAGGGCCUCAGUGGACGCGGGCGAUCUCCCGAGGGGCGGCGCAGUAGCGGUAGGGAGAGGCAGGAGGCACAAACCUGCCCCGCUGCGCUCCGCCAGGCCUGGUCGAGCCCGACCCGGUCACUUCCGCCCGCGGGGGGGAGGGGCUGCCGUGAGCGCAGCGGGACGCCCACCUCGGGACGACGGGACGACCAUUCGCAGGGGACUACUUUCUGGCAGUGGCGGAGGUGGUGGAGGGGGUGUGGCUUCGCUGCGCUGCGCUGUCUUCCCUCUCGGAAGCUGCAGCCAUGAUGGGAGUCUAGCGCUGGCGCGGCGCAGGCCAGGGGGGUAUGAGCCAGGCCGUACUGCCGGCCCGCACGCCCUGAGGAGCCAACACCUCGGCUGCCGCCGCCCCGCCGCCUCGGAGGAGCCCCCCGCCCACCCUCCCGGCGGCGCGGCCCCACCGCGCGGCUCCGGGCCCGCUGCCGCUACCGCCGCCGCCGCCCCGGGCGGAGAGCGGAGCGGGGCGGAGCGGGGUCGGGCCGGGGGGGCGCCCCGAGCCGCUGUCACCAUUGCUGGAGCCCGGAGCGCCGGAGAGUUGCUCUCUCCGUCUCCGCCUCGUUCGCCUCAAAGACGGCGGCGGCGGCGGCACCCUCAGGGACUCGGCCCGGCUCCGGACCCUCUGUGCUCGGCCGCCGCCGCCGCUGCUGCUGCUGCUCCCGCCCCGCUCGGCGCAGCGGCGGCAGGAGGAGGAGGAGGAGGAGGGGGCAGCCGCCGCCGCCGGGAGCCGUCGCUGCCGCCGCCGCGGGAGGCGGGCUCGCCUGGGGCUGAGCCGCCGGCGCAGCAGGCCCCCGUCCCGGGGCCGCCCGGCGGCCGCUGGCCCGCCGCCGCCACCUCCCGGUCCCGCGCCCUGCCACCGCCUGGCUCCUGCGCGCUGUCCCGGAGCGGCCCCCGGCUGCCAGACAUGACCGCCAUCAUCAAAGAGAUCGUCAGCAGGAACAAAAGGCGAUACCAGGAGGAUGGCUUCGACCUGGACCUGACCUAUAUUUAUCCAAACAUUAUUGCAAUGGGAUUUCCUGCAGAGAGGCUUGAAGGGGUGUACCGGAACAACAUUGAUGAUGUUGUCAGGUUUUUGGAUUCAAAGCAUAAAAACCAUUACAAGAUAUACAAUCUAUGUGCUGAAAGACAUUACGAUACCGCCAAAUUUAACUGCAGAGUUGCACAGUACCCUUUUGAAGACCAUAACCCACCACAGCUAGAGCUUAUCAAACCUUUUUGUGAAGAUCUUGACCAAUGGCUAAGUGAAGAUGACAAUCAUGUUGCAGCAAUCCACUGUAAGGCUGGAAAGGGACGAACUGGUGUAAUGAUCUGUGCAUAUUUGUUGCAUCGAGGCAAGUUUUUAAAGGCUCAAGAAGCCCUAGAUUUCUAUGGGGAAGUGAGGACCAGAGACAAGAAGGGAGUGACAAUUCCCAGUCAGAGACGCUAUGUAUACUAUUAUAGCUACCUGUUAAAGAAUCACCUGGAUUACAGACCAGUGGCACUGCUGUUCCACAAGAUGAUGUUUGAAACAAUUCCCAUGUUCAGCAGCGGAACUUGCAAUCCUCAGUUUGUGGUGUACCAGCUGAAGGUUAAAAUCUUCACCUCCCCUUCAGGACCCUCCAGACGUGAAGACAAGUAUAUGUACUUUGAGUUCCCUCAGCCUCUGCCUGUCUGCGGUGACAUCAAAGUGGAAUUCUUCCACAAACAGAACAAGAUGUUGAAAAAGGACAAAAUGUUUCACUUUUGGGUAAACACAUUCUUCAUAGGACUGGAUGAAAAUUCAGACAAAGUAGAGAAUGGAAGCCUAGUUGCAGAUCAGGAACUGGAUGGAAUUUUCAGCACUGAGCGCUCCGAUAAUGAUAAGGAAUAUUUAAUCCUCACCUUGACAAAAAACGAUCUAGACAAAGCAAAUAAAGACAAAGCCAACAGAUACUUCUCUCCAAACUUCAAGGUGAAGCUGUUUUUCACAAAGACAGUAGAAGAGCCAUCAAACCCAGAGGCCAGCAGUUCCACUUCGGUAACCCCAGAUGUUAGUGACAAUGAACCUGAUCAUUAUAGAUACUCUGACACCACUGACUCUGAUCCAGAGAACGAACCUUUUGAUGAAGAUCAGCAUACACAGAUUACAAAAGUCUGAAUAUUUUUUUUAUCUGAGAUAAAAAAAAGAGACCAGAAACAAAAACAAAAACGCGCAGAGGAAACCAGAACGAAACAAAACCCAACCACGAAGAGUGACAAACUUGAAUGAACUGAAGCAAGGACCUUUUAAUUUUUUUCCCUUUUUUUCCAAUGGCAGAAGGACAAUAGUGUCAGAUUUACCAUUUCUAGGAACAGUUCUUUCCUGACCAAUCUUCUUGGGUUUGGUUGUGGGGUGUUUUUUUUGCCCUCUAAAUCUAUGGGGUUCGAGAUGCCGCUCAUCCGGUCGGCAAACAGAGGAGGAGAAAAAAGGUUCCUUAGGUCUGAUAUUGUGUAUAUACCUUUUUGUGUCAAAAGGACAUUAAGAAGAACUUCAAUUAGGAACUAUUAAAACCAUGGCACUUUCCCAUUUUAUUCCAGUUUUAUAAAAGUGGAGACAGACCUAAAUGUGUAUCUGUAGGAUGUUUUUUUUUCUUCCUUUUUUCCUUGUGUUCUGUCACCAAACGAAGUUUUUUAUCCAGAAGAUCCAGGUUCACAUCCUGCCCUCCCCACCACCCCCUUUUUUUUUAUUGCACUCGUGUGGCAACAGAAAAAAAAAACAACAAACAAACAAAAAAAAAGUGUGCAGUUGGCUAAGAGAUGUUUCUAGAAGGUUUUUUGCUCAAUUCUAAUGCAUGUGUGUUCAGAUGGGGGAUGGAAGGUGAUGCUUGGAAAGGAAUAGAGCCCCUGCUGGAGCUUGGCCCGCGUACCAUAAAUCCUUUCUUCAGCAUGCUACCCUAAUUCAUCCUUGGACAGUUAAGAGUCGCCUCUGUCACUGCUUGUUGGUUUGUGGUGUUUGUUUUUUUUCUUUUUGGUUAAUUUUCAGUGUAAUGGUGCUAGAAAAGGCAGCUAGAAGGAGUGAUGAUGUAGGGGUACAGGAACGAGCCUUGGUGUUAUCCUAAAGACCUGCAAAUGAAGGGAGAAACAUUCUUGGUGGGGAGGGCUCACAGAAAGAAAACACAGCAACAAUGACUUAACCAUACAAAUGUGGAGGCUAUCAAGUAAAAACCAGGCUUGGAACCAGUCAUUACCAAAACCAGACAAUGGCUUUUUUUUUCCUUCAUCAGUUGGGUUUAAUUUGCUCUCCAAGUUGUUAUGGCUGCUCCAUCUCCUGUGUAAUUGAGGCCAGUGCUGUUCGCACGUACAUCAGUUGACAUCUUACACUUAGACUGCUUAGGGGUUUCUUUCACUCAUCCUCCUGCUGUGAGCACUUCAUCUGCUGCCUUGCAAGCUUUUUAUUGGGUUGUUUGGUUUUUUAACCUUCCUCCUCCUGGUUGAUAAGAAAACAUCUUGUAAUGGUGCACAGGAACUUUUAGUUGGAGGUGCUCCAGGUCAAGUGUUUGGCUGUUUACUGAUGCAUUUCUUCAAUCAAACCUCUUGUCAGCCCUUCCACCGCCCCUUGGAACCUUACACACUCUAUUCCAGUGAGGUCGUUUGUCUUUGUUUUUGCAGUUUUGCACACUUUGGAAAAUGAAAGAAAUGUCAUUAACUGUUAGGGAGUUUUACUUGAAUGCUCAGUACCUAGCAUGUUUAAAAGCCCCAGGCAUCAAGCAGGCUGGAGAGGAAGCCAGCACUGCAGUCAGCUCUCGAAGAUGUGUAAUUUGAAAAGGCAAAGCUUGUCCCAAAUCUGUUGUUUGCUGUUAAAAAUCCUCCUCAACCGGUCAGAUAUCUAAACUGGCAGUGUUGUGUUGUUUGUUCAGAGGGCUCUAGCCAAGAGAUCUGGUCUAUAAUUGACAUGCCCAGACUGCAGAUGACUUCAGAGUACAGCUCUUGCUGCCUAGCAGUAUGAAGGAGCUGACAAGAGUGUUCUCUAAGCUGUGCUGUGAGUAGCUGUCCCCAGAUGAAGACUUUCAGGAUGUAAUAGAUAGACACCACCCCACUCCACCCCACUUUUUAAUUCACUUGUUGGUGCUGACAUUGAAGUUCAGGAGCUGUGUUCUCACUUUGGUGUGGGAUCUGUAAGGGCCCUGUCCAACAGCAUUAAUGGUAAGGAUAUGAAGGAGCCCAGGCAGGACUUGCAACAGUUCCUGUUGGUGAACAAAGGAAUAAAGUGCUUUUUUGGUUUGGGUUUUUCUUUGCCUCCCCAGCACGGUUUUGCUCCUCAGAUUCACAAUUCUAAAUCCUAACCAAGCUGAUCAAAUAUUUCCUGACUUUAGAGGGUUUAAUUAGACUUUGAAUAGCUUAAUGGAUAAAGAUAGCUGGUUCCCAGCACACCUUAUCCCCACUGUUAUCGAUGAGUUACCCUUGGGAUGCAACAUUUUAACUCUCACCCUGCCAAUCACCUUUCACCUCCUCUUGGUUAUUUUGUUGGGUUGGUUUGGGUUUCGGUUUUGGGGUGGUUUUUUUUUUUUUUAAACAUUUGGAAAAGUUGUGUUGGCUAAUAAACAAACAAAAAACCCCAAACAAACAAAAACAGUUUGAUGCUUUAGAAGUAUUUGGGAUAUUGACAUUUUGGCUGAUAACAGCUGGGGUUGGUGUGGUUCCGGUCAGGCUGAGGGGCCGGAAUUCCUGAUGGGUUUUUGCACUGCUGUGUUUUUUUUGUUCUUUUGGAAAUGUGAAGGCUGGAAUGAGGGUUUGUAUUUCUUUCCUUUUUAAUGUUUCAAUGUCUUUUUUUUUUUUUUUUUUUUUUAAGCCUUGCUUACAUUUUUAUGGUGUAGUCAUUGGAAAUGGAAAAAUGGCAUUAUAUAUAUAUAUUAUAUAUAUAAAUAUAUAUUAUACAUACUCUCCUAUACUUUUAUUUCAGUUACCACCCCACCCCCCCCAUUAGAAGUUGACAGGAAUUACUAUGACUGAAAAAGUUUUGAGUCCUUAUUCCGACUUUAUUUAUGACAGUAUUCAUCAUUAGCUUGGACUUGCGUUUUGUAGGUAAUCUUUCCUUGAGUUUCCAGGCUCUAUGCUUAAAAAAAAAAAAAAAGAACUUACAUGUCUGAGACUUACUUGAAGGCAUCACUUUGGGAAGAGCUUACUGUUCAGGCCCUGGAAAAGCAUCUGGUCAUGGAUAGCCCUGCUCAAAAGAUUGGCCACAGCUCUUUAAAAGGGCAAGUUGUAAAGCAUCAUCUGGAUUCCUUCUUUGCGGCACAUAUUGGGAACUGGAGUUCACAUGCAGCAUCAAGCAGGUCAGCUUUGGAAACAACUUCCUCCCCUCCCCGCCAAAAAACAACCCAAAGUCCCCCAAAACCAAAAAAAAAGGGGGAGAAAGAAAGUCCAAAAAAGCAGGAUGCUAGUGUACAGGUUCCAUGUUUAGUCAGAGCUAAGGUGUGCAAUAUGCUGAGGAUGCCUGUGGUUGCCACAAAGUGCCUCGUUGACCUUCUCAAUACUGUUGGACAGCGUCCUGCAUGCAGGUGGAUGGGGUGGGACUGUGCACUACAAAGGGGCUCCAACUGCAGCAUUGUGGCAGAGCCUUGCCUCACUCUGCCUCUUCCAAUUUUCAGUCUGUUGUUUUCAUUAUAGCAUAUAUAUAUAUAUAUAUAUAGAUAACUAUUUAAAAAAAAAAGAAAAAAAGGAAAAAAGAAAAAAAGGGGGGAAGGGGAAAAAAGGGGGGGGAAGAAAAUAAUAACAAAAUAAUUAAAAAAAUCAGUCUGUUAAGCAGCCUUACUCUGAUUCAGCCUCUUCAAAUACUCUUGUGCUGUGCAACAGUGGCUCUGUGUGUAAUGCUAUGCACUGAGAAAUACACAAACCCCAAGUAUGACAUGUACAGGAUAAUGCCUCAUACCAAUCAGAUGUCCGUUUGUUAUUGUGUUUAACAACCCUUUAUCUCUUAGUGUUAAAAACUCCACUUAAAAAACUGAUUAAAGUCUCAUUCUUGUCA